This is a messenger RNA of Trichechus manatus latirostris (Florida manatee), 3124 nucleotides long. It is a transcript of the gene TRIM71, whose product is annotated as tripartite motif containing 71. Gene Ontology annotation, biological process: negative regulation of translation; protein polyubiquitination; proteasome-mediated ubiquitin-dependent protein catabolic process. The transcript is spliced from 4 exons. The record is from RefSeq and is a predicted model, not a curated record. Bases 58 to 2673 code for a protein of 871 amino acids. Lineage: Eukaryota; Metazoa; Chordata; Mammalia; Sirenia; Trichechidae. Gene Ontology annotation, molecular function: translation repressor activity; protein binding; zinc ion binding.
GCCUCCUCCUCCUCCUCUUCCUCUCUGGUCUCCUCCCUCCUCCGGGCCGGGUUGCAAAUGGCUUCGUUCCCCGAGACCGACUUCCAGAUCUGCCUGCUGUGCAAGGAGAUGUGCGGCUCGCCAGCGCCGCUCUCCUCCAGCUCCUCCGCGUCUUCGUCGUCCUCGCAGACAUCCACGUCGUCGGGGAACUGCGGCGGCGGCGGGGGCCCCGGGGCAGCGGCGCGCCGCCUGCACGUCCUGCCCUGUUUGCACGCCUUCUGCCGCCCGUGCCUCGAGGCGCACCGGCUGCCGGCGGCGGGCGGCGGCGCGCCGGGAGAGCCACUCAAGCUGCGCUGCCCUGUUUGCGACCAGAAAGUCGUGCUGGCCGAGGCUGCAGGCAUGGACGCGCUGCCCUCGUCCGCCUUCCUACUCAGUAACCUGCUUGACGCCGUAGUGGCCACGGCCGACGAGCCGCCGCCCAAGAACAACGGGCGCGCCGGCGCACCGGCGGGCGCGGGCGGCCACAGCAACCACCGGCACCACCCGCACCACGCGCAUCCGCGCGCGCCCGCAUCGUCGCCGCCACUCCCGCAGGCGCCGCCGGCACCCGCGCCUUCCCGCGGCGCGCCGGGCGGCUCAGCUGCUUCUCCGUCGGCGCUGUUGCUGCGCCGGCCUCACGGCUGUAGCUCGUGCGAUGAGGGCAACGCAGCCUCGUCGCGCUGCCUCGACUGCCAGGAGCACCUGUGCGACAACUGCGUCCGCGCGCAUCAGCGCGUGCGCCUCACCAAGGACCACUACAUUGAGCGUGGCCCGCCGGGUCCCGCCGCCGCGGCCGCCGCGCAGCAGCUCGGGCUCGGGCCGCCUUUCCCCAGCUCGCCCUUCUCCAUCCUCUCGGUGUUUCCCGAGCGCCUCGGCUUCUGCCAGCACCACGACGACGAGGUGCUGCACCUCUACUGUGACACUUGCUCGGUGCCUGUCUGUCGUGAGUGCACGAUGGGCCGGCAUGGAGGCCACAGCUUCGUCUACCUGCAGGAGGCGCUGCAGGACUCACGGGCACUCACCAUCCAGCUGCUGGCCGACGCCCAGCAGGGCCGCCAGGCAAUCCAGCUGAGCAUCGAGCAGGCGCAGGCAGUGGCAGAGCAGGUGGAGAUAAAGGCCAAGGUGGUGCAGUCGGAGGUCAAAGCUGUGACCGCUCGGCACAAGAAGGCCCUGGAGGAGCGAGAGUGCGAGCUGCUGUGGAAGGUAGAGAAGAUCCGCCAGGUGAAAGCCAAGUCCCUGUACCUGCAGGUGGAAAAGCUGCGGCAAAACCUCAACAAGCUCGAGAGCACCAUCAGUGCCGUCCAGCAGGUCCUGGAGGAGGGCAGGGCGCUGGACAUCCUCCUGGCCCGAGACCGCAUGCUGGCCCAGGUGCAGGAGCUGAAGACCGUGCGCAGCCUGCUGCAGCCCCAGGAAGACGAUCGGGUCAUGUUCACGCCGCCCGACCAGGCCCUCUACCUCGCCAUCAAAUCCUUCGGCUUCGUCAGCAGUGGGGCCUUCGCACCCCUCACCAAGGCCACAGGUGAUGGCCUCAAGCGGGCCCUCCAGGGUAAGGUGGCCUCCUUCACUGUCAUUGGCUAUGACCACGAUGGGGAGCCCCGCCUCUCGGGGGGCGACCUGAUGUCUGCCGUGGUCCUGGGCCCCGACGGCAACCUGUUUGGUGCAGAGGUGAACGAUCAGCAGAACGGGACUUACGUGGUGAGCUACCGGCCCCAGCUGGAGGGUGAACAUCUGGUGUCCGUCACCCUGUGCAACCAGCACAUCGAAAACAGCCCCUUCAAGGUGGUCGUCAAGUCGGGCCGCAGCUACGUGGGCAUCGGGCUCCCGGGCCUGAGUUUUGGCAGCGAGGGUGACAGCGACGGCAAGCUGUGCCGCCCGUGGGGUGUGAGCGUGGACAAGGAGGGCUACAUCAUUGUCGCCGACCGCAGCAACAACCGCAUCCAGGUAUUCAAGCCCUGCGGAGCCUUCCACCACAAGUUUGGCACCCUGGGCUCCCGGCCCGGGCAGUUUGACCGGCCCGCCGGGGUGGCCUGCGACGCCUCACGCAGGAUCGUGGUGGCGGACAAGGACAAUCAUCGCAUCCAGAUCUUCACCUUUGAGGGCCAGUUCCUCCUCAAGUUCGGCGAGAAAGGAACCAAGAACGGGCAGUUCAACUACCCUUGGGAUGUGGCGGUGAAUACCGAGGGUAAGAUCCUGGUCUCAGAUACACGGAACCACCGGAUCCAGCUAUUUGGGCCCGAUGGGGUCUUCCUGAAUAAGUACGGCUUUGAGGGGGCUCUCUGGAAGCACUUUGACUCCCCACGAGGGGUGGCCUUCAACCACGAGGGCCACCUGGUGGUCACCGACUUCAACAACCACCGCCUGCUUGUCAUCCACCCCGACUGCCAGUCGGCACGCUUCCUGGGCUCCGAGGGUACUGGCAACGGGCAGUUCCUGCGUCCGCAGGGUGUGGCUGUAGACCAGGAGGGGCGCAUCAUCGUGGCCGACUCCAGGAACCACCGGGUACAGAUGUUCGAGUCCAACGGCAGCUUCCUGUGCAAGUUCGGCGCCCAGGGCAGUGGCUUUGGGCAGAUGGACCGCCCCUCAGGCAUCGCUGUCACCCCCGACGGGAUGAUCGUCGUGGUGGACUUCGGCAACAAUCGAAUCCUCAUCUUCUAAUCGAGUUUCUAGGCUUCUCUGUGUGGGGUGUCCGUGUGUGCGUCUCUCUCUCACUCUCUCUUUUUGAAUUUCAAAGAAGAAACCGUCUCAGGGAAAUUUCUUUCUUUCUUUCUUUCUUUUUUUUUCUUAUUUUAAAAGAGAACAAGAAAAGUACAACAUUGCUUAAGUCCUACCUCAUCUUUAUUUUUUUACAGAUGAAUGUACUUAUCUUUUCUGCAGGGAUGGAGCCUGUGAAGUGAUAAUUUCUAUCUACCUCAUAAACCUUUACAUUUCCUUCUCCAGCAGGCCCUCGGCCCCCUCCCGCUGCCCCUCAGUGGGGCUCAUAUUUCCCUCUUGGCCCACGUGGGGGCGUGAUAUGCACAAGCCUGGUAUCUGUAAGGCUGGGAGGGCACUGGAUGGGUUUGGUGGGUGUAUUCUGUAGAUUGAGCCAAGGAAACACAAAAAUACUACG